GUCUCUGGCAACCCGGGGGAAAAGAGGCAAGAUGCUGGCAAAAAUCCUUGAGGACAUGUGGGUGGACCCCGAGGUGCUGGAGGCCCUCAGCGAGGAGCAGAAGAGGAUCCUCUUCUUGAAGAUGAGAGAGGAGCAGGUGCGCCGCUGGAGAGAGCGAGAGGAGAGGGAGGAGAGGGAGGGAAGAGACGACAGCAGGCCAAAGAAAGCUUACAGUAAACAUGUGAGCUGGCUGCUCGGACGGGACGGAGACGUGAGCGUCAGUGUGAUCGGGGAGGUGGACGAGUUCAGGUCCUCCAAACUCCUCCAGAGCCUCAUGAGCACCAGAGUGCGCAGUGAUAAUAUGAAUGGCAUCCAGACAUCCGACUUGGUGCCAGGAAGAGAGGCCCAGCAGCUCGGCUUUAAAGAAGACAUCCAGCUGUCCCUCACAGAUGUUAGCGAUGAGCCGUCUUCACUCCGCCGCCAGUCAUCUGAGGAGGACAUAGAGUCCUGCGGUGCUGAGGACGACCUGAAGGACCCCACCGAGGACAGCGACUGCGAAUCAGGCGGUAGCUUGGACAACCACAGCGACUGGGCUCCUCUCUACAGGCCCCAUCUUAGUAACCACAGCAACCAGCCGCCACUCAAAGCCCAGCAGCUGUCAGACACAGAGAGGGUCGAACCAGAGGACAGAGAGAUUGGGUGUUGUGAAGGGAAGAAGUCCGAGUAUGGAGGCCGCGUGGCGCAGAUCAGGAAGGCCUUCACAGAUGAUCAUCGCAGCGUGUCACGUCCCUACAGCAAACCUCCUUUACCUGCCAAACCCGCUCACCUACAGAGAGGAAGCACACCUUUGAUCCACUAGGAGCGAAGGUGCCUCCACCCUGAUGCAAGACUUUACUUGAACCCAAACAGGCAAAGUGAACUAAGUGUAAUGAGCCAUGUCGGAAAAUAAUGGCUCGGUCCGACGCCGAGGCCUCACACGUAUGAAGAAGAGGAUCCUCACUUGAACCUGAGCUGUGCACUUUGUUAGGGCCUCGACAGACAGAGGAACGUCUGGGGGUGGAGAGAGAGAAAGACUUGAAAGCUUUUCGACUGAAGUCCACCUGAAUGAUAAAAACGAAGCAGCUUUGAUGUAGUUCAAAUAUGCUCACAGGGCUCCUGUGAUUGACAGGCGGACGCGGAGAGAGACGUCCAGAGAGACGCAGACUGUUGACUACAGGUGAAAAAAAAAAAAAAACAGCAGUUCACUUGUUCAAUGAGUGUUGAUGAGGAUUUAUCAUUCAGAUGUCAUAAGCAGAGUGAGAACUGGAACAUUUAUGUGAUAUAAAUCAUAUUCAGGUGCUGUCCUGUUGUGUUCAAAAGCGUGUGUUCAAACUGUUUGCAAUGUGUUCCAUGUAACGUGUCACUAUACUGUUGUAGCUAAUCUGACAGCAACGUCUUCAUCCAGCAUACCAGCUGCAGUCUCACAAUGGUGCAGGGGAUAAAAUAAAAAGGACUCAUUCUAUGGUAAA
Molecule: messenger RNA, 1487 nt
Organism: Acanthopagrus latus (yellowfin seabream)
Lineage: Eukaryota; Metazoa; Chordata; Actinopteri; Spariformes; Sparidae
Exons: 5
Coding region: 32-838 (268 amino acids)
Cellular component (GO): cytoplasm
Source: RefSeq, a predicted model, not a curated record